Glossina fuscipes is the source of this 648-nucleotide messenger RNA. RefSeq lists its product as uncharacterized. The record is from RefSeq and is a predicted model, not a curated record. Gene Ontology annotation, molecular function: metal ion binding. The transcript is spliced from 3 exons. NCBI's taxonomy places the organism in Eukaryota, Metazoa, Arthropoda, Insecta, Diptera, Glossinidae. Bases 49 to 558 code for a protein of 169 amino acids.
UGUCAGACUGUAAAAGUCAUAGAGAAAAAUAAACAAAACAAAUCAAAUAUGUUAUCCUUGGUGGCUGAUUAUCAAACAUCUAGCAGUAACGGAGAUGAUUCCGAUCAGGAAAUAAAUUAUAAAUCAAAUAACAAAGAACUCACAACAACUGCAAAAACAAAACUUUUACCGAGUGCCAGCGAUUUAUUAAAAUCGUCAUCAUGUCGGACGCAGGGAGAAGUGUUCACAAACAAAUUUUUAGAAGCAGAAAGAGCUGGAAUUGAUAAAUUGCAGAAACAUGUUAAAAUGGUUGAAUCCAAAGAUCAUAUUACACAAAAAAAUGGCCGUAAAAUAUGUUGGAAUAAUCGCAGAGGACGCUGUAGAUUUGGCAGCAAAUGCAAAUAUGCCCACGAAUCCGAUUUAAUAGUAGAUGAGAGUGAAAAAAUGAAAGGUGCAUCUUCGUCACCUAAAAUUGCCGCUAAUGCCAUAAGCAAAUCCGCCUGUUCCAUUAUUAUGACUGAAGAGUCAAACGCAUCCGGUGGAAAAUCUAAAACAUGCAAACGGCCCAGGAUAGAGUGAUAGUACAAAUAGUACAGAAAGCAACAACAAAAUUCCAUAUUAUAAUUAAACAAAGGUUAAGAAGAACAAACAAAACUAGCUUAUGCUUAC